Messenger RNA from Eptesicus fuscus (big brown bat), 1751 nucleotides. It is a transcript of the gene ENPP5, whose product is annotated as ectonucleotide pyrophosphatase/phosphodiesterase family member 5. The coding region runs from base 195 to 1625 and encodes 476 amino acids. The transcript is spliced from 4 exons. The record is from RefSeq and is a predicted model, not a curated record. NCBI's taxonomy places the organism in Eukaryota, Metazoa, Chordata, Mammalia, Chiroptera, Vespertilionidae.
GCUGAGGUUGCGUGCGGGUGAGCGGCUGCGGGUUCAAGGGGUCCCCCAGGCUCCCGCCACCCUCCCCGCUGUUGCCCCGGGUCUGAGGAAGGGAGCCCCCUCCACAUCCUGCCUCCCGUUUCCCCAAACCGAUGCGGACGGACCGGGUCGUUGCGGAAGAUUAUCUUAUGCUGAACUGAUCAAGUACUUUGAAAAUGACUUCAAAACUCCUCUGCGCUGCCUUCAUACUUGCUGCAUUAACACUUUCAAUUACAUUUUCUCUCCAACCAGAUCAGCAAAAGGUCCUACUAGUUUCAUUUGAUGGAUUCCGUUGGGAUUACUUAUAUAGAGUUCCAACGCCUCAUUUUCAUUAUGUUAUGAAAUAUGGUGUUCAUGUGAAGCAAGUUACUAAUAUUUUUAUUACAAAGACAUACCCUAACCAUUAUACCUUGGUAACUGGCCUCUUUGCAGAGAAUCAUGGGAUUGUUGCAAAUGACAUGUUUGAUCCUAUUCUGAACAAAUCUUUCUCCUUGGAUAACAUGAAUAUUUAUGAUUCUGAGUUUUGGGAAGAAGCAACACCAAUAUGGAUCACAAAUCAGAGGGCUGGACAUACCAGUGGUGCAGCCAUGUGGCCCGGCACGGAUGUGGAAAUCCAUGAGAGCUUUCCUACUCACUACAUGCUUUACAAUGAGUCCGUUUCAUUUGAAGAAAGAGUUGCCAAAAUUAUCGAAUGGUUUACAUCAAAGGAGCCCAUCAAUCUUGGUCUUCUCUAUUGGGAAGACCCCGACGACAUGGGCCACCAUUUGGGACCUGACAGUCCACUCAUGGGGCCUGUCAUUUCAGAUAUUGACAACAAGUUAGGAUACCUUAUACAAAUGCUGAAAAAGGCAAACUUGUGGAACACUCUGAACCUAAUUAUCACAAGUGAUCACGGAAUGACCCAGUGUUCCGAGGAGAGGGUGAUAGAACUCGACCAGUAUCUGGAUAAAGACCUCUACCUGCUGAUUGACCAGUCUCCAGUAGCAGCCAUCCUGCCCAAAGAAGGUAAAUUUGAUGAAGUCUAUGAGGCACUAGCUCAUGCGCAUCCUAAUAUGACUGUUUACAAAAAAGAAGAGAUUCCAGAAAGAUGGCAUUACAAAUACAACAGCCGGGUCCAACCAAUUAUAGCAGUGGCUGACGAAGGGUGGUACAUUUUACAGAAUAAGUCGGACGGCCUUAUGUUAGGCAACCACGGUUAUGACAAUGCACUAGCAGAAAUGCAUCCAAUAUUUUUAGCCCACGGUCCUGCCUUCAGAAAGAAUUUCACAAAAGAAGCUAUGAACUCCACAGAUCUGUACCCACUGCUCUGCCACCUCCUCAGUAUCCCCGCCAUGCCACACAACGGGUCACUCAGGCGCGUCCAGGAUCUGCUCAGUUCAACAGCUCCGAGGACAAUGACUCACACACAGAGCCCUCCACCCCACCGUGGUAGUGGCAAGCCAGGAGAACACGAGCAAGAGUCAAACGCUUAUUUCAUAGGGGUCUCUCUCGGUAGCGUUAUAGUUAUUGUAUUUUUUAUAAUUUUCUUUAAACAUUUAAUUCGCAGUCAAAUACCUGCCUUACCAGAUAUGCAGGCUGAAAUAGCUCAACCAUUAUUACAAGCCUGAUGCUACUUAGAAGUGGAGAUUGAGCAAUUAUGUCAGUGUUUAAAGGUUUCAAAUUCUAGGAAACCACCUUGAGACAUUUGCACAGACCCGAAAGCAGUUACAUACAUAUUCAGGCACAGUCUUUCU